Messenger RNA from Labrus mixtus (cuckoo wrasse), 6239 nucleotides. RefSeq names its product REV1 DNA directed polymerase (gene rev1). NCBI's taxonomy places the organism in Eukaryota, Metazoa, Chordata, Actinopteri, Labriformes, Labridae. Gene Ontology annotation, cellular component: nucleus. Gene Ontology annotation, molecular function: DNA-directed DNA polymerase activity; deoxycytidyl transferase activity; damaged DNA binding. The transcript has 22 exons. Gene Ontology annotation, biological process: error-free translesion synthesis; error-prone translesion synthesis. The coding region runs from base 319 to 4455 and encodes 1378 amino acids. The record is from RefSeq and is a predicted model, not a curated record.
CACUUGACUCCCUCUGAGGGAAAGGGAAAGCAAAGCGAUCAGGCGGUAGAAAUGGAGAGCAAAAGGACUGGGAGGGAGAGCGAAAACCUUCAUGAGACAUGGCGUGGCAACAUGACAAAAUAAGAGAACCUCAGUUCACCUGAAAGGAGUUCUGUGAAGAACAGAGUCGAGCUAAAGUGUCUGCAGGAUUCUCACUUCGCUUUUCUCUCCUCUCCGUCCUCGUAAUCAGUGCGCACACAAGCGUUUGUGUUGGGCAGGAUCUGCAGGGAGAAGUCUGAGGCUAACAACACAGUCUGACUGGAUAAGAGGUAGCUCAGUAUGAGUCGAGAUGGGUGGAUGAAGAAGAAAGCCAAUUCUAGUGGUGACAAUGGUUGGGCUGAGAGGGGCGGCUACAUGGCUGCUAAAGUUUCUAAGCUGGAAGAGCAGUUUCGACUUGACGCCCCCAGAGAAAAGCAGAAGGACGGUUCAUGCACCAACAUUUUCAGUGGCGUCGCAAUCUAUGUCAAUGGAUACACAGACCCGAGUGCAGACGAGCUGCGCAGACUGAUGAUGCUGCACGGUGGCCAGUUCCACGUUUACUACUCUCGCUCCAAGAUCACCCAUAUCAUCGCCAACAAUCUGCCAAACAGCAAAAUCCAGGAGCUCAAAGGGGAGAAGAUCAUCAGGCCGGAGUGGAUCACUGACAGUGUCAAAGCCGGGCGCCUCCUGCCGUACCUGCAGUAUCAGCUGUACUCCAAACAGAAAGGCCCUCUCUUCCCUGGCAUGACCCCGCGUCAAAACUCAGAGAUCCCCGGACCCAGCCGCCAGCCGAGCCAUCAAAAGCUACAUCUGCCGCCGCGCGGCGUUCAGCACUCCGCUCUCAACAACGAGCAAUCAUCCAGCUGCAAAAAUAACCCCAUCCCCGACCCCGGCAACAUCCAACCUCAGUCCGUUCAGAAAAGCUCCGCAGCUCGCUCCUUAAACCCUGAGCCGAGUCACUUAGCGCACAGUCACCUCAGUGUAGACCCCAGGGACAAAAGCUCUUUAUGUACCUACCCGAGCGCCACCGUACACCCCCAAAGACCCUCGCAGACUUCUCUUCAAACGCCUCAUCCUCAUCUCCAUCACCAGAGAGCCGGCCAACCACAACCUCAGAUUAGCUCUUCAUGCAACAGUGACCGGAGCGGCUGCAAACAAGGGGGGAUAAAAAUAAAUGGAUCCCUGCACACCUCAUUGGACGUGACGAGCCACUCAAACAUGAAUGAAAUACAAGAGUGUGGAGAAGGAGAUCCUCUCCCGCUGGUGGUGAGAGAAGCACCGCUGACCAAUGGACACGCCCACCUUCACAACGGUGCCUUAAAGCCGGAGGACCUGUCCCCCUCUGCUGACGUGGAACUACCUGCAUGCAGAGUCAAGGCUCCUUCGGUACAGUUCAAGACUAAACCCGACCCCUAUGAGUUUCCCAACAGUCCUCCGAAGCAAUCCGACCAAUCCCUCGACCUUUUGGAACAAUCUGCCUCGUCAGCGGACACAGAGCACACACCGGAACCUGAACCUCCACCUCCCACUCAUCACGAGGACGCCCACCUGUCCCUGCUCCAGCCGUCCUGUCCAGUUGAUUCAAACUCUGAAAAUCCUCCCCGCCCACCGUCACCUUCUUCACAUUCUCCGCUUCGACUGAACGGAAGUCACCAUAAUGCCUUUUCAUCUGACCCCGCCUCCCUUCACGCGAGCAGCACGGCAGCCAAACCGGAUCCCCCCUCUGGAAAGUCAACCCAGCUGCUGGCUCAGACGGGGGGGUUGAUCUCCGAGUUCUACUCUCACUCACGUUUACACCAGAUCUCCACGUGGAGGUCGGGCUUCUCCGAGUACGUCAACGAGCUCCACAGCAAACGGCAAACGGCGGGGGGCGCCUCCUUUCCAGGGAAGGACCGGCUGAGGAAAUCUCUGGCCCAGCGCUCUUCAGACAGUCAAGGUACAUCUGCAUCAUCAAGUUUAAAAUCCUGUAUUUUUCAUGUGGACAUGGACUGUUUCUUCGUGUCUGUGGGGAUCCGACAUCGGCCCGAGCUCAAAGGAAAGCCUGUAGCUGUGACCAGCAACCGCGGACAGGGCAGAGUACCCCAGAGACCCGGUGCCAACCCUCAGCUGGAGCUACAGUACUACCAGAGGAAACAAACUCAUCCUCAUCCUCAGUCCGAGAGUCCAGAUGGCGAUCUUUACAGAACCCCCUCACAGGAGAGUCCUGACUCCCAUGCUAACGGAGUGGAGCAGGAUGCUGCUUCUCUGUCGAUGGCAGAGAUUGCAUCCUGCAGUUAUGAAGCCAGGCAGGCGGGCGUGAGGAACGGGAUGUUUUUUGGCAAAGCAAAGCAGUUGUGUCCCUCGCUGCAAUCCGUCCCUUAUGAUUUCGAGGCCUAUAAAGAAGUGGCGUUCACCAUGUAUGAGACUCUAGUCGGUUACACCCAUGACAUCGAGGCCCUGAGCUGUGAUGAAUUGUUGAUCGACUCCUCCGCCCUGCUCGCCGAGUUGGGCAUCUCUGCAGAAGACCUGGCGGAGGUGAUCAGAGCAGACAUCAAGGAGAAAACAGGAUGCAGUGCCUCAGUGGGCAUGGGGUCCAACAUCCUGCUGGCUCGGCUGGCGACCCGUAAGGCGAAGCCAGAAGGCCAAUACUUCCUGAAGAGUGAAGAAGUGGAUGAUUUCAUCAGAGACCUGGCGGUGACGAGCUUACCAGGUGUUGGGCCUGUUAUGGGCAGGAAGCUAGCUGCUAUGGGUGUGAGGUCAUGUGGGGACCUCCAGCAGGUGUCUCUGUCUCAGCUGCAGAAGAAGUUUGGACCCCGGACCGGACAGACCCUGUUCCGCUUCUGCAGGGGCCUGGAUGACAGGCCGGUGCGCUACGAGAAGGAAAGGAAGUCGGUCUCAGCGGAGAUGAACUACAACAUCCGCUUUACAAAGGUUGACGAGGCCGAGAGUUUCCUCACCAACUUAUCCACGGAGGUGCAAAAACGAUUACAAGAAGCCGGGUUGAGGGGUCGCAGAGUCACCCUCAAGGUCAUGGUUCGCAAAGUCGGAGCGCCGCUGGAACCGGCCAAAUACGGCGGUCAUGGCAUAUGUGAUAAUCUAGCCAAGACGGUGAUGCUCGCUCAGUCCACCGACAGUGGGGAGCUGAUCGCCGCUGCGGUCAUCAAGCUGUUUCAUGGCAUGAAGCUGCAGGUCGAGGAUCUGAGAGGAGUCGGCAUCCAGGUCCAGCUUCUCGAAGGAACCUCCGUCACCCAGGACUCCCGGACUCGCUCCAUCAAAGACAUGCUGCUUGGUCAGAGAUUAAAUGCGAGAUCCAGCUCCAGAGAUUCUUCAGACAGCAACAGACAUCAGGAAAAGGUUCCCUCAACCACAGCAGCGUCAUCCAGCUCGUCUCCACUUCCUCUGUCUCCUCCUGAGCCAACCCCGGGGACAAGCAGAGACCAGCAGGGCUGCAGACAAACGCCAAGGAGUUCCAAAACACGUCUCAACUUCAGUAUCGAAGUCCCCUCCCCUUCCCAGGUGGAUCGUUCAGUGUUGGAGGCGUUGCCCGCCGACCUGAGAGAACAAGUGGAGCACUCGUGGACUAACCGAGGCGGAAGCAACCGUUCGAAGCCCUCUUCUCCUCCUCCACAACCCUCCUCUCUUAAGUCUCGUCCCUCCUCCCCUCCUCGUCCCCCGGCCUCUGUUUCCGCUCUGUACACUCCUCCUGUCGGCACGUUGGUCUUACAGAUUCCUAACCAGCCGGACAGUCCUGGAAUUGUACUGGAACUACCAAACUUCUCGCAGGUUGAUCCAGAUGUUUUUGCUGCCCUCCCCAAAGAGCUCCAGGAGGAACUGAAGUCUGCAUACAACCGUGUUACAAAUGUCCAGCCCCAGUCUAAACUUACUGUGGACCAGAGGAAUCCACUGUUGCAGCUGAAACAGUCCGGGGUCGGGAUUGGCAUCGGUCGUGUGAAGCGGCGCUACAAAAGAAAAAAUGCAGCGAGUCCUGUUAAAAAAGGUCCGUCCCCUCAGAAGAAGCGUCACAUGACUAACAGCCCAGCCAAGACCUUACCACUUCCUGUAAAACCACGGGAACCAAUGAGCAUCCUAAAGACUGAAAACGGUCCCUCCUCUUCAGCCUCAAAAGCAGACAUCCCAGAGUGUCUUUCUGAAUUCAUCACUCGCCCUGCUCCAGCGUUGGCCGGAGCCUGCGACCUGACCGACAUAAAGACGCUCCUACGGGAGUGGGUCACGACCAUAACAGAACCCAUGGAGGAGGACAUCCUGCAGGUGGUGAAAUACUGCACUGAUCUGAUCGAGGACAAAGAUCUGGAGAGGUUGGAUUUGAUUAUAAAAUACAUGAAAAGGAUCAUGCAGCAGUCGGUGGAGUCUGUAUGGAGUAUGGCUUUUGACUUCAUACUGGACAACGUGCAGGUGGUUGUGCAUCAGGCUUAUGGCAGCACCCUGAAAGUAUCAUGAAAAAGGGAGUGCAACUUUUUUUUUUGUGCUGCAGCUGUAACAAGAUCCUCCGACCAUGUCACCUAAAAGAUUUAGCUUCUUUUCAACUGUGACGCCACUGAAUCAUCUGGAAGGAUUCUUCUUUUAAUGGCCACAGAAAUUAAACACUAGUAUCAAACACAACAUAUGAGAAAGUGUUACAAAAGCCAUGACAGUAUUUGAGUGUAUGUCCAGUGAUUUUUUUUAUUUUUUUUUUUGUACUGGUUUUUUAUAGGACAGGUAACAACUAAGUGAAAGGCAGGAAAAAUACAAAAAGUUUUCAAGUUCAUCGUUUUUACUAUGGAGUUCUUUUCUAAAUAAUGCCAAGAGUCAUUUCAAACAAAAGUGGAUUUUUAUAUGAACAUUUUUGCAGAAAGUCAUUCACUUUUUCUCUUGACAAAGUGGUGCAAAGAUUAAAAAUCUCCCUUCUCCUGCUGAGCAUUUUACUCUUACUGAAGCAGUUGAUGCCCCCCCCCCCCAUGUGUCACCAUAUGUUGAAGUGGUAUCACAACCACACAAUUAGAGCUUUAUUUGUAUUCUUAUAAGCAGCUUGACGGUGCAGACUUAAAAUAAUGACUGUCAAUCACAAUCAUCAUGAUUCAGUUUUUAAAAAUCAUUGUUGAUGUUGGAAUCAGUCAUCGUCGUAGCACUCAUCAGACCUAUAAUAAUUCCAGAAAUUGUAGGGAUAUAAUAUCCUGUCAUCAAUACUUUCAUUGGUGCUCCGUGCCACUUGUCCUGACCUGUGAAAAAUCUACAACUACUGUGUCACCAAAAAUGCAAACAAAAUAUAGUCUGCUGCAUACAGUAGUUUGUGUUUUACUUAUCUCUGCAAAAAAAAAAAAAAAGUGCCAAACCCUGUUAUUAAAGUGUGUAAAUAAUGUUUUUAAAGAUACUUGUUGAAAGUUUUAAAAAGAAAAGGUGUAUGUGAAGGGUUUCCCUCUGGUAUUGUUUACAUGUAGUGGAUUCUUAGUAACUCCCUGUAAAUUGUAAAUCUUUAUAACUCUAACUGUUUGUAAGUGUUCCAACAUGGAAAUCAGAAGCUGGCCAAAGCACUUCAUGUGAGGUUAACUGUUGAUUCUCAGUAGCACUCUGACUCACGAGGAUGUUGACAGGCAAUCAAUAAGUAGCCUAUGCAUUUCUUUUUUUUUCUCUAACAAGCGAGAUGUCCCUUCAAUAUUAUGUAAUCUUUCAUACAGCCUUUGUAUCUGGAGUAUAUCUUGGUUUUCAAGUGUGUUUUACUAACCAAUUUCACAAAAUUUGAAUAUCAAAAUGAUGCUGGAUCUGUGUAGGAACCGCUGAUCUGAUUUUUAGCACUUACACCCGUCAUGUUUACUUCAUACAUGAAUACUUUUUUGUAAGGCUUGCGGCUGCGUUAUUGUAUUUCUGUGAAGUAAACGAUGGUCGGUGAUGAGAAGGACUCAGCAGAUUGCAGCUGGCUGGCAGGCUUGGGAUCUCACCGUGCGAGACGUGAGGUUUGUGGUUUAAAAAAAAAAAAAAAAACAUGGGUUUCAAAAGGUGUCCCUAUAUGCAAACCAAAUCAAUCAACUUGUUGAAAUGAAUGUAUCUCAGAAUGUGCAAGUCUCCACUCACUUUCAAGAUGUUUGCUUCUCUUCACCUGUCAUAUCUGUCUAGAAGGAAAUGGCCAGAAGUUAAAAUGGCCAGUCUUGACUUCUCUAAACUGGCUUGUGCCUGAAGACCUGAAGCUGUGAACUUGUUUGUAAGUUUUCUAAAUCUUGGUAAUAAACUGUAAACUCUGUAUUAAUAAA